This is a messenger RNA of Taeniopygia guttata (zebra finch), 5570 nucleotides long. RefSeq names its product VPS26 endosomal protein sorting factor C (gene VPS26C). The record is from RefSeq and is a predicted model, not a curated record. Gene Ontology annotation, biological process: intracellular protein transport. NCBI's taxonomy places the organism in Eukaryota, Metazoa, Chordata, Aves, Passeriformes, Estrildidae.
AGGACCCGGAUGGGGCGGGGCCGCGUGAGGCGGCGGUCACGUGUCGGCGAUGGGGACGGCGCUGGACGUGAGGGUGAAGCGCGCUGGGAAAGUCUAUCGCGAUGGGGAAAUUCUUUCUGGAGUGGUGGUCAUAACCAGUAAGGAUGCAGUGCAGCACCAGGGGAUCUCCUUAACCAUGGAGGGCUCAGUGAAUCUGCAGCUCAGUGCCAAAAAUGUGGGUGUAUUUGAGGCCUUCUGCAACACUGCCAAGCCUAUUCAGAUUAUCAACAGCACCAUUGAAAUGGUGAAACCAGGGAAGCUCCCCAGUGGCAAGACAGAAAUUCCCUUUGAAUUCCCACUGCAAAUGAAGGGCAACAAAGUUCUGUAUGAGACAUACCACGGAGUCUUUGUCAAUAUCCAGUACACCCUGCGCUGUGACAUGAGACGUUCCCUGCUGGCAAAGGACCUGACCAAGACUUGUGAGUUCAUUGUCCACUCCCUGUCACAGAAAGGGAAGCUGCUGCCGAGCCCUGUGGACUUCACCAUUACUCCUGAAACUCUGCAGAAUGUUAAAGAGAGAGCCUCCCUCCCCAAGUUCCUGAUCCGAGGGCACCUGAACUCCACCAACUGUGUGAUCACGCAGCCGCUGACAGGGGAGUUGGUGGUGGAGAGCGCCGAGGCGGCCGUCAAGAGCAUCGAGCUGCAGCUGGUGCGGGUGGAGACCUGUGGGUGUGCUGAGGGCUACGCCAGGGAUGCCACAGAGAUCCAGAACAUCCAGAUCGCCGAGGGCGACGUCUGCAGGGGCCUCCCCAUCCCCAUCCACAUGGUGUUCCCCAGGCUCUUCACCUGCCCCACCCUGGAAACAACCAACUUCAAAGUGGAGUUUGAAGUGAACAUCGUGGUCCUCCUGCACGACGACCAUCUCAUCACAGAGAACUUCCCCCUGAAGCUCUGCAGGAUGUGAACAUCCACAGGAGAAGCAGGGAAGGAUUUUCUGGGAAUUCCUCAGAGGGCAAGUGGAACUUUAUCCAUGCCUGACUUCAGCUGGAGCCACCUCACUUCCUUCUUCCUGUGGUCCACUUCCCUGUUAACCUGGCCAAGACUUUGCCUCUCUGCAUUCCCCAAUCCUGCUGCCUAAAACAGCCAUGUUUUUUCCCAAUUUUUCUCAGGCAAAUCCUGAAGGAAUCAUUCUGUAGCUUCCUACAGCUUGUAGAAGUAUGUAGCAAGUUUCUCUCUUGAUUUAAUUUUGCAAUAUUUGUUCCAAAGUCCUUUGAAGACCCCUUAAAACUCAUAAGUCCCAACACAGCCAUACUGGGAAUUGUGACAGAAAUAAGGUCUUUGAAGGCCUAAAAAAUGGUGCUACAACUCUGGAAGAGGGUGCUGUGGGAUCUGUCCCAAGGUGGAUGGGAAAUGAGUGAUUUCAAAUCACACCAAGGAAAUUUUGGUCAAAUUUGGAACAGGAGUUGGUGUUGGAGGAGUUAAUUAAUGUGUGUGUGAGUGCACAGCUUAAAGGAAAAGUAAUUCAGUAAGAAAUAACCUUCCCAACACAAACAGCUUGUGGAUUUUCAUGUUGUUUUCAUGGAACAGCCACAACUUGUGGAUUUGCCAUUAAUUUUCCAUGUGGGGUAGAGGCAGGCUCAGUCUGUAUUAUGGAAAUUGGAAGUGUAAAGAUGAGCACCUAAAAAGGCACAAUGAAGAAAACUAAGAAAAAUAAUUUCCUUUGGUUUCUCCAGCAGCAUUGCCAAGCAGGAGAAUGUAAUUCCAGUUUGGGCCCUGGUGUUUCAGGAAGAAAAAGCUGAAAUUUUCAUUUCCAAUGUCUGGGAAGGGGCAGGAAAAUACUAUUUACUGAAAUGUACUAUUUAGUGAAAUUUACUUUUCCCUGAGACCAGGGAUGGUACAGUGGGAUUUGGGGAAGAGCUGCAGCCCCCCCCAAAACUACUGAAAGCUGAAAAGGAUUUCAGUGCUGGAAUUUUUAGGCCUUAAUUCUACAGCAGAGUAGUUACUCACUCCUAACCCAGAGUGAGCAGAAAAACUACACAAAAACAAUGUGUUUGGCUGUAGCAGUAAUUUUGUUUUUUAUUCAAGUGGUAAUUAAUACACUCAUUAAUGAGAGAAGAGUUUAAAACUUCAGCUUCAGGAGAUGUAGCAGGGUGGGGAACAAGUGAUCCCUGGAAUUAGCCAAGGGCUCCUAAUCCAUGUGCUGCUCCCUGGAUUCAGACAACAGAAUAUUUGAGUUUCAUUUUAAGAUUCUCAGGCUCUGGUCCUCACCUUUUGGCUGUGUGGGACAAAUUUGUCUGUGUUGAAGGUGCUCUGUCCACUUCAGACUCGGAAAACAGUGGGAGAAAAUUCCUUGAGCUGUUGGAAUUCUGCCCCUCCUGCUACUGGUGACCAUUCCUGCACAAAAUACAGAGGAAGUGUGGCUUAAAAAUCCUUCCAAAAAUCCUUUUAAAAAAUCCUUCCCAUUUAAACAGACCAGCUCUUCAACAAGGGGGAAAUUCAAAUUUCAACCUUAUUUUUAGAUUAAAGAAUUAAUUCAUAUGAAUAAUUUAAAAUUCUUACUUCAAAAUGUGAUUUAAAGUCAUUAUUUAAACAAUUUGAGUUCUCAGCUGUGGAUUUAUGCACAGAGAUGAGCUGCCAAGACCACACCAGGCUUGAAUCCUGGAUUGUUUAUGCCAGAGGAAGGGAACGUCUUCAUUUCCAAAAGUAGGGUCACCUACUUGCUUGAUCUUGGAAUAAAUCUGAGGGAAAAGCCCCCUCCUCAAAGGAAUUAUCAAGUGGACUUUCAGGUAAAAGAAUUUGGUAUUUUCAAUGUCCCUUAGCCAAAAAUCCAUCAGUUUUGUGUGCUGCCAGCCCUGAACUGCACAGCUUUAGGCAGGAACCAGGAGAAAUCCUGGAUCUUGGAGUCAAAUCCCAGGUUUGUUUCCAUAGCCAAUAAACCCAGGGUUCUGUCCUGUCCCCAGCACUGGGGUUGUGCUGCAGCCCCUUUUCAUCUUGAAUUCUGAAGUGUGGGAGAAGAGCAGGAGUAAAAGAGGCUCAGCUGUACUUGUUCCAGGCAGGAAGCUCGGGGAAGUCCUCGGGAAGCAGAGCGUGGACACGGCAGAUGGGGCAGGUGCUGGAAUGCUGCUUCAGCCACAUCCGGAUGCACUGUGGGGACAGGAGAGGGUGACAGGCAAAACUGGGCAACAGGAGUCCAGCUGGAGGCUGAAAAUUAUUGCCACUAAUGGGGAAGCUCUUCAACAAGUUCUCCACCCCUGAAAUUUGGGGGUGCAGAGCUGUUCUCCUGCUCUAACCAAAUUUAUUCUGCGAGGACAAAUCAGCAUUUAAAUGAAAAAGGUAAAGGGAGAAAUGGAGCUAGUCCAACACAAUCCUGGCUUUUUUACUUCAUGAAUUUCUACUAUCAGGAGGCAAAUACAGAGUUUUCAGGGAUAACCCAUUCCCCCAGUGUGCUGCCAGCAAUCCCAGCCAAAUUCAUUCUCUGAAGAAUCACCUGAAAUGCACUCUGAUGAAUCAUUUUACUUUAAAAAUACCUAAAGCUUUCUGGCAGGCUGGCUGUGGGUCAAGUUUGGGGGGCAAAGGCUGGGAAAGGAAAUGGUGCCCUGUUGUUUAAGCCCUGAAGGGCAAGGGGAGGGUAAAGGGGUUGUUCUUGAGGUGGAGAUGAGGAACAAGAGCAGAACUCACGUCUUUGUGGAAGUGAUGGCCACACUCGAGCUCACAGCAGUCUGUGCUCAGCUCAUCGUGACAGAUGGCACAGGGAUCCUCACUGCAGGCCUGGCCAGGAAAGGAACACCCAGUUAUUUAAAAAUCAGCAACUAACCAGCACAUUCUACACCAUUAACAAGGUCACUAACUUUAACCAAGUCUACUGAAGCUUUUGUACACAAAAUAAACGAGGCAAUUAUUUUUUUUUUCUCCAGGAUUAUUUCGUGUCUUGUACAAAGCACAUGGCAACAACUGCACUGAAACAGAAAACUUACAGCACUGUCCUGCUUUGUCCAUUUGGCUUUAGGUGCAGCAUUUCCCCAGGGCUGCAGGUUUGGCUGAGAGGGGUUUUUACUGGAGGAGGUUUUGGGGCCGGGCGCUGCCUGGGCAGAGCCAAGGGACUGCAGGGCUCUGCCUGCUGGAGGUGCUGCCUGCACAGGGAGCAGAAAGGAACUGUGUUCUUGGGGCUGUGCUGCUCCAUCUCCCAGGGGAGGAGGAAGAGGAGCAGCUGCAGCCCCAGUACCUUGUGCUGCUGCUCCAGGAUGAGCUCCGUGGCCUGGCUGAGGAUUUCAUCCGGGCUCAGGGUGGCCACGCUGGUCCCAUUUCUCCUCUGCACCUCCCUGAUGGAGGCAACGAGCUCUGAGCUGCAGGGACAGGAAAGGCAGGGUCAGGGCUGGCCCUGGAGAGCACUGCAGGCUCCCUGCUGGAUCCCAGCAGGACCACAGGAACCAGCUUUUCCAGUGACUCUCCAGGAUGAAACUCCUCACCCAUCACCAGAAUCAUGGAAGGGGUUGGGCUGGAAGAGACCUGAAAGCUGAUCUCAUUCCAGCCCCUGCCAUGGCAGGGACACCUUCCACUGUCCCAGGCUGGGAUCCAGGGGCAGCCACAGCUGCUCUGGGAAUUCCAUCCCAGCCCUGCCCACCCUGCCAGGGAACAACUCCCAAUUCCCAAAAUCCCAUGUAACUCUGCCCUCCAGCAGUUUAAACCCAUUCCUCUUUGUCCUGUUCCUCCAUCCCUGUCAGCAGAACAAAAUCAAUUCCUUCAUCCCUUUCUUUCAUCCCUGGCUGUUCAGACCUUGUUUCACAGCACUCCUUCAAUCCAGUACCUGCUGUAAUUUGGGAAUAUACUCUGGAGCCGGGCAAAAAUAUUUUCAUUUCUUUUUUGAAGCUUUUUGUUGUUUGGAAUUCCAGAAGGCCUCGGCUGCAGAGCUGAGGGAUCUUGGUGGGUCAGGUUGGGCUGGACAUGCUGGGAGUUAUUUCCAGAAAUGCCUGAUGGGCAGGAUGGUGAGAUUUUAUUGGAAUGUGACCCCUCUGGAGCUUUGGGAUGUGUUUUGCCAGCUGCAGAAGAAGCCUCAGAGGUGGCAGGUGCAGGCUUAGCUCUGGUCUGUGCUGGAGCUUUUCCAUCAGAACUGGAAAAUGCAGGAAGGGCACUGGGAUGUGCAGGUGCCAAGGAAUAGGUGACAAUGGCAGGGUCACACACGGAAGGUCUGCCUGGCAUUGUCUAGGAAACAAACACAUUUCACAGGAAACAGUGAUUAAAAUAGAUUCAGCAUUUGCAGUGGGAAUUGUGACAGGUGUGGCUGUGCCCAGGAUCUCAAAGGUGGCAUCAGUUUAUCUGAAAAACUCCCUUACAUCAGGGCAGUUGUUUGACCUCAUGGUUAUUUCUCUUCUAAAAGGUCACUCUGGUCUUAAUGCAGAAAAAAAAAAAUCAAUUCCAAAUGCAGAACAAGAGGCACAAAAGCUGCUCUUUCUCAAUAAAUUGGUGGUGAUUAAAUUAUCUCCAUAUUCUGUGUCAAUAAAUGGAAAGGACAGACCUCCUAAAAAUAACUGGGGAAAUAGGCAGGAGAACAGGAGUGGAACUUGCAGAAGACCAGAAAAAGUGUCAAUAUUAGA